CGGCGGUCCACUGAGGCCUUUCAUAUUCUAACUGUGCUGACUCAUGCAUAGUUGUAGACGCAAGGCUUAAUUCUACGAAAAAGUCCGAAUACACUCUGACGCGAUUUCUAACUCGAUACUCCUCUGAUAAUUUCCAAUGAAGUGGUGUUCGUUAUCAAACAUGUAGUAGCGUAUUUUUAGCGAACAAGUUUCAGCCUGCCGCAGUAAACAGUAUAAAUAGGGCUGCGAGCAGACGACAGGCAGCAGUGUGUAUUGGAUCGGCGAGGUGAACACAUACACUGUACGAUACCUACGACUACACACUUAUACAGUGUAAAGCUAUCAACUGGUAAACUACAUAUACCUAAGCUACCUUACUCUUAGGUUAUUAGAAAAAGAUUUAAUAAUCAUGGCGGCACCACCCAUGCUUCCACCUGGAGGACUCCUUGAAAUCGUCUUCUCCUUUGAUACUACCGGAUCCAUGUCCUCCAUACUUGAGGAGGUCCAGGGAAGGCUACAGGACAUGAUACAGCGCCUCCAGGCUGAUAUUCCCGGCAUCAGAAUUGGUGUCAUAGCCCAUGGCGAUUACUGUGACGACAAAGUCUUCUACUUGACCAAGGAACUUGACCUCUGUACAAACGUUGUAGAACUUUGUAACUUCGUGAAGGGUGUGGAAGGAACUGGUGGCGGAGAUGAAGAUGAAUGUUAUGAAUUAAUUCUCCGAAUGGUCCGACAAAAUUUCACAUGGACACCAGCAUCACAGAAAAUCCUGGUCAUGAUUGGAGACGCCAAACCCCAUGAACCUGAAUAUGAACUGAAUGUUGAUAACAUUGACUGGAGAGCAGAAGUCAAUGAUCUUCACAAUAUGGGUGUGAAAAUAUAUGGUGUCCAGGUGUUUGAUCACCAAGAUGUUGAGGACUUCUACAAGACGAUUUCCACAAACACAGAAGGACAUUACCUCAAGCUGAGCGAAUUUUCCAACAUCUGUGACUUCCUCAUGGCUAUUUGUUAUCGGGAGAGGGGCGAGGAUCUAUUUUCUGGCUACGAAGCCGAGGUCCGAGGUCGAUAUGGGUCAGGUGGUAUUAACAGAGACCUAGAGGGAUUAUUUGGAACUCUGAGGAAGGCCGAUUCUGGUACAAGUGACAUUCACCCAGCCCCGCCACUUAUUUCACCAAUGUCAUCUACAACAACGACUGUUACAAUGCCAAUACCAAAGGUGACUCCUAUUAGGCCAAGGGUGAAUCCCAAGCGAAGGAACGUCACUGUCAGCAAUAUAAAGAAUAAACUCAAGAGCAAUGGUGAUGAUGCUGAUAUGAUUCCAAGAGAGAAAACAACGAAUAAAGCCUUCACGUGCAACUGUUUAAAUUGGUCGUCAUGGCGACUGGCGUACAUUCCAACAGACGUGAAUGAAGAAAAGACAAAACGUGGAUUCACGCGGAACUUCAGGGGAGCAUGUCAUAGACGUGUCCAACUAUUCAGAGACAAUUGUAAAUCAGCCCUCUAUGAGGUAGUAGUACAAACAAAGGCACGUGGAAAACGCCACGUGAUGUUCUCCAAGGUCAUUUCCGGUACUAUUGACAAUCGUGAAUGGGAAUACAAUCUUCUGUUUGGAGCGAAACAACGACUUCGCAGACAAAUAAAAAGCAUUAUCGAACAGGGCUGCAAAGUGUUUGUGAGAAGGGCAAUCUUGAAUAAGAAAUCUUUUGCUGAAGUAGACACUUUGGACAAAUAUAGUUACGCAUGGAACCUUCAAAAAGACACUCGUCAACACAGACGUGUCGUGAGAGACUAUGUCGUCAUUUCCGGUGAAUGUAUGGAGGAAUAAACUUUUAUCAUCCGAUUAAAGACAUAAUUUCAAUGUGUUAUGAACUCAUUAACAUAAUAUUGAGGUGCUAAAAUGACAUUGAACUAAAUUGUCAUAUCUUGCCAAGUCACAUUAGUUUUAAAUUAUAUUAUUUUUUAUUU
Molecule: messenger RNA, 1944 nt
Organism: Pecten maximus
Lineage: Eukaryota; Metazoa; Mollusca; Bivalvia; Pectinida; Pectinidae
Exons: 5
Coding region: 389-1804 (471 amino acids)
Source: RefSeq, a predicted model, not a curated record